Messenger RNA from Paramecium pentaurelia, 150 nucleotides. NCBI's taxonomy places the organism in Eukaryota, Ciliophora, Oligohymenophorea, Peniculida, Parameciidae. The record is from the annotation of a GenBank genome assembly.
AUGAAUAAAAUCAAAGCCAUCUUGUUUGUUCUAUGUAUUGCAAAUGCAAGAUAAUAUACAUUAUACAAAUAAUGUGAUUCUGCUUUGGCUAAUGAUUAAGUGCAAAUACAAUAUGCAGAGCAGAAUGGUUAAUUUCAUCUAUCGCCAUGA